AUGAUUUAUGUUUUUUCUUUGAUAUUAAAUUCUCAAACUUAUAAAGCAGAAACACAACCAGAUAGAGGCAAACCCGUCACAUUUAAGUCAGAAGAAUUUAAUCCGCAAUUAGCUCUCAUUCAAAACACAAUUUUUCUCAAUCUUUCCCACAAUGGGCAAGGUGCUGCAAUAGCAUUUUAUCAUGAAAAAUGCAAUGCGUGUAUUUCAAGUUGUUUUUUCGAAAAAUGCAAAUCUAUGUUAAAUGGUGGUGCAAUUUAUGCCCACGUCUCAAAUAUUUCAAUAUCGAACUCAUAUUUUUCCGAUUGUUUAGUUCCUAAGCAAGGUUAUGGUGGUCAAGCGUUUUAUUUAUCUGCUCGAAGACAAAAUUUAAACUUUACUACAAUAACUAAUUGUCCUGCCAAGGUAGAACUUGAAGGCACAGAAUCUUGCGUUUCCAUUAACGGUGUUCAGCAAUUUUUAUCCUUUAAUUCAAGUUUUAAUCAUCCAUCCCAAUAUGCAGCUGGAAUUCUCACUUUAGAAUCAGCUUACUUCGCAAUGAAAUACUCUAAUUUUAUUAACAAUACCUCGCCUAACCAAAUUCUCUCGUUUUUGAACAUGCAGCCAGAUAAUUUGAUUACUUUCAUUAAUAUUCUGAAAAAUGAAGUUACUGUCGAUGCUCUAUUUUAUAUUUCAUCGUCAAUUAUCGUUUUAGAAAAUUUAAUUAUUUUCCAAAACAAAGGUUCGUUAAUUUGUCAGAAUAUCAUAUUUGAACCCGUAAUAAUCAAAUUUUUAAAUUCAUUUACUGAUUUUAGCAACAUUCCAAUCAAUUAUCCAGGAUUAAAGACUAAAUGCAGUUUGUUGCCCACAAUUAACAUUAGAACAUACCGUAUUCCAUUGAAUGUUAGUAAGCUUUCAGCUGGAAAACGCAAAUACUUUCUCACGGUUUAUUAA
This is a messenger RNA of Trichomonas vaginalis G3, 930 nucleotides long. RefSeq names its product pectin lyase-like family. The record is from RefSeq and is a predicted model, not a curated record. The transcript has a single exon. Lineage: Eukaryota; Parabasalia; Trichomonadida; Trichomonadidae. The coding region runs from base 1 to 930 and encodes 309 amino acids.